AUGACGUCUACUCACCAUCAUCAUCAUGAAGAUCUGCAUAGUAAACACGAUACCAACCUGGUCCCCUCUAAAGCUACUAACCAGCACUCUCAGGUGUCCGCCAACCACCCUGACUCUGAAAAGGUCAGUCAAUCUCGCCAUCAUGAUCACUCACACCCCCACAGACACAAACACCGCCAACAUGAAGGUACCUCAUACGAACAUACCUGGUCCAUUCAAAUAACUGAAGAAGAACUAGGAUAUCUGAAGUUCUUCCAACAGAUGAUACCUCAUAUUUUCUCCAGUCCAUAUCAUUACGAGUUAGCUAUAGCCCCGGCAUUGGGGUAUCAGAGAGCUAAGGAACUGUCUUAUGCGAUGGUUACACCCAUCACCCAUGAUACCUUCUCAUACGUCUCCCCAGAUGGCAAGAAACAUAUCGGUCAAGUUGAUAGAGAGCAUCCUCAUACGAUUAUCAUGGAGAUGCAUCUCUCACCUUUAUACGGAGGUAGUGGAGGGAUUAUGAGGAAGGAGUUUGUAGAGCAGGAAUUGCCACCUAAUGGGGAUAUACCAUAA
Messenger RNA from Kwoniella botswanensis, 552 nucleotides. RefSeq lists its product as uncharacterized. The coding region runs from base 1 to 552 and encodes 183 amino acids. The record is from RefSeq and is a predicted model, not a curated record. The transcript has 2 exons. Lineage: Eukaryota; Fungi; Basidiomycota; Tremellomycetes; Tremellales; Cryptococcaceae.